AUGGGGGCUUGUAUGAGUUCGAACAAGGAGGAGGAGGAGCAAAAGAAACGAAGUCAAGCAAUCGACCGAGCACUAGACGAGGACUCCAAGAGACUGCGCCGAGAAUGCAAGAUACUAUUGCUUGGUUCCGGCGAAAGUGGGAAGUCAACUAUCGUCAAGCAGAUGAAGAUUAUUCAUCUCAAAGGUUACUCGGAGGACGAGUUGUACAAUUACAGGGCGACAGUCUUCAAGAACUUGAUUGAGUGCGCCAAGGCAGUCAUUGUCGCAAUGGACCAAUUCAAUAUCGAGCCGAGUAGCAAAGAGACAAAAGAGCAGUGUGCCUACCUGCUUGAUUACACAGUUGAAGCAGGUCCGGCGGCGUAUAUCGAACCCAAAGUUGGCGCUGCGGUUCAGGCAUUAUGGAACGACCCUUGCAUAGAGCGGCUGAUGCAGCACUCCACCGAGUUCUACUUGAUGGACUCCGCUGGGUACUUCUUCGAUGAAGUGCCGCGGCUUUGCGCUCCGGAUUACCUGCCGAACGAAAUGGAUGUUCUCCGCGCGCGGACGAAAACCACGGGUAUCUAUGAGACUCGAUUUCAGAUGGGGGCGCUCAGCAUUCACAUGUUCGAUGUUGGUGGCCAGCGAAGUGAACGAAAGAAAUGGAUCCAUUGCUUCGAGAACGUCACGUCCAUCAUAUUUUGUGUGGCGUUGAGCGAGUACGAUCAAGUACUACUCGAGGAAAGCAGCCAGAACCGGAUGAUGGAGAGUCUACUGCUCUUCGACUCUGUGGUGAACUCGAGGUGGUUCAUGAGGACAAGCAUCAUUCUGUUCUUGAACAAAGUCGACAUAUUCAAAGUCAAACUCCCGAGAUCACCUUUAGGGAACUACUUCCCCGACUACUCUGGCGGCAACGAUGUCAACAAGGCCGCGAAAUACCUGCUGUGGAGAUUCAAUCAGGUUAACAGAGCUCAUCUGAACCUUUACCCCCACUUAACCCAAGCAACAGACACGUCGAAUAUUCGUUUGGUGUUUGCGGCGGUAAAGGAGACGAUCCUCAACAAUGCGCUUAAGGAUUCUGGCAUUUUGUGA
Anthostomella pinea is the source of this 1068-nucleotide messenger RNA. NCBI's taxonomy places the organism in Eukaryota, Fungi, Ascomycota, Sordariomycetes, Xylariales, Xylariaceae. The record is from the annotation of a GenBank genome assembly.